AUGGCUACAGAGAACAUUCGCCAGCAACACCAGGAGCUGACCAGCGGUAUCACUCUGGACGUUGUGGGCGCCAGUCCGGAUGGACGCAAAGCAGUGGAUGGAACUCAAGCUGACCCUAAAUCUACCAGAGGGCAGUGGUCAAGCCGACUGGACUAUAUCAUGUCCAUGAUAGGCUGCUGUGUUGGGUUUGGGAAUUUGUGGAGAUUUCCAUACAUCUGCAACAGGAAUGGCGGAGGUGCUUUCCUGAUUCCAUUCAUAAUAUUCCUCAUCAUCACGGGUCUCCCGAUGUUCUACCUUGAAGCAGCUCUGGGACAGUUCUCUGGGAAAGGGGCGGUCCAAGUGUGGAACGUCUGCCCUCUCUUCAAAGGUAUUGGCAUUGGUUGUAUAGUCCAGGUCGCCAUCUGUCUGCCCUACUACAACAUCCUGCUGGCGUGGCCCAUCUACUACCUGGUGAGAUCCUGCACCACCGUCCUGCCCUGGACAACGUGUGACAACUGGUGGAACACGGACCUUUGUGUAGAGGACAUCUCCCUUCUCAGAAACAUGUCCACGAACUCCUCUCACAUGAUCACAUCCCAGUCUGCCGCCAAUGGCACCGACACCAACACUGCCGCACUGUGGAGAAACACUACCUUGGCUCACACGGCUGUGGAGGAGUUCUAUCAGUACAAUGUUCUUCGCAUUUCAAAUGGAAUACAUGAAGUUGGCUCAGUUCAGUGGCACUUGGUGGGAUGUCUCUUUGCUUCUUAUGUCAUUAUUUUCCUGUGCCUGUUUCGUGGAGUGAAAGCUACUGGGAAGAUUGUGUACGUAACUGCGCUGCUGCCCUACAUUCUCCUGACCACGAUCCUGAUAAGAUGUCUGAUGCUGCCCGGCUCAUCUGAUGGCAUCGCAUAUUACAUGAAACCAGAUUUCAGCAGACUGCUCGACAUUCAGGUGUGGACAGAAGCUUGUCUUCAGGUGUUUUACAGCCUGGGCCCUGGAUGGGGCAUCAUAGUGACAACAUCCAGCUACAACAAGUUCACUGAGCCCACGUUACGCGACAGCAUCAUUCUGUGCGUUGCAUCGGAGGGCACAAGCAUAUUUGCUGGCUUUGUCACCUUCUCUAUCCUGGGAGUGAUGGCCGAGAGAGUGGGUGUGUCAGUCACGGAGGUCGUGUCAUCAGGUCCAGGAUUGGGUUUUGUUGCUUACCCAGAAGCCCUAUCACAACUUCCGCUUCCUCAGAUGUGGUCGUUUCUGUUUUUCUUGAUGUUGCUGACAGUUGGAUUAGACUCUCAGGGUGGGAUCUACAUCAUGCAGCUCCUGGACUGGUAUCUGGUGUCUCUGUCGUUGUUCCUGUUCUGUACCCUGGAGUGUGUGGCCACGGUCUGGUUCUACGGAAUCCAGCAGUUGAGUGAAGACAUCCAGCUGAUGUCCGGACGCCCGUUACCUGUCCUGGUGAAACUCCUGUGGGGAUUCGUCACACCUGGAAUACUUCUGAUUGCGUUCUUCAUGACGCUGGCCAACUACAAGUCCCCAUCAUAUGGGAAGUACACCUACCCUGUCUCGGCAGUGGGGAUUGGGUGGAUUAUAGCACUGCUGCCUCUCCUCCCCAUCCCCGUCAUGAUGGUCACAACAUUGCACAGACAGGAUGGGUCACUGAAGCAGAGGCUGCUGUCGCUGGUCCGACCUGACAGGACAUGGUGCCCAGCAGAUGCCUCCACCACAACCAAAAUGAAGUUUGCCGAUGAUCCAGCAAUAAGCAGUCUCCUGCUGAACAACGAAGAUUCCUACAAAGAGGAAGUAUCAUCCUUCACAGCGUGGAAGACGUCCAGGAUGUUGACCCUGGCCUUCAUGGUACUGGUGGUGAUGCACUCCACCUGGAUUGACAGCGUCCAAGCAGAUAUUUGGCAUAAUCUGAAGUGUAAAGUUGGGCUUAGUGACUGCACACCAGUAGUAAACAACAACGCCCCCCACAUCUACUGUGAUCCAAAACCCCAAGAAUUCCUUGCCCCUCCCAAGUCGUUGACUGCCGUGGCUAGAUGGACACUACCGUCAGCGCAUGACGACGAAGACGGUACCCUGACCCCAAAGCUGGUUGGGUCUAAAGGUUCAGGCUCCACGUUCACCGAAGGAACACACACCAUCAACUACAGGGCAACCGACAGCCGUGGUGUUGAAAACACCUGCUCCAUCACAAUCGUAAUCAAGGUGGCACGGUGCAAUGAACCCUCCCCAAUCCUCAACGGCAUCAAAACCUGCAGUCACACUUCCGGGUCCACUGUUCGUGGAGACACCUGUUCGUACACCUGUAAGGCUGGCUACACACUGACCGGUACCUCCACGCUCACGUGUGACAAGUCUGGCAGUUUCCGUCCCGGCGUCCCGACCUGUGAACCUGUACAAUGUCCAGCUCCUAAGAACACCUCUGGCGGUAUGUACACCUGCCCCAGUACAAAGUAUGAGUUCAAGGACGCCUGCUACCUGAAGUGUGCGAGCGGCUCCAGGGCUGGGAGUGGCAACCAGCACAUCACGUGCCAGGCAGAUAGAACAUGGACAAAGUCGGCUCCAUGUGUAGAUGAACCUGUUUUUAGAAGCUGCCCCCUCAACCUUACCUUAUUCUCCGACAGAGGAGUCAGUCGCACCAAUGUCACGUGGCCAAAUGUAACCGCCAUCUAUCCUUCUACCAACAAGACUGCCCGGGUCGUCUUGGCAACGUCAAAGCCAUGUGGGACCUAUUUCGACGAGGGGGUUCACCAGGUCACAUACCAUGCUUAUGACAACCUGGGGAGGAGAUCCGAGAAACCGUGUUCCUUCACGGUGACAGUACAAACCAUCAGGUGUCCCCACCCCAACCUCCACCCGGGGGGCAAGGACUUAAUGAUGUAUAACUGCGGCGACUACAAGUACGGGGCGGUGUGCCCUGUCUCCUGCAAGUCUGGCUACCCCCUUGGCGGCCCCGACCACAUCGUCUGCGAGAAAGACGCCUCUUUCCCUCCAGAAGCUACAUGGACCUGGAACAAGACGAGUGGUCUCACACCCUACUGCAUGGAGAGAAAUUGCUCGAAUCUGACAGCCCCAGACAAUGGCGCCAUGGUUUGUGACAAGUGGAUGCACGGACGGAUGUGCCAGAUGCAGUGCAGCGCCAACUACAGCUUCCCUCGCUCAGCUCCCCAUGACGGCAUGUUCGUGUGUGGCGGAGCGAGGGGCAAGUGGAUGCCCACAGAAGACGUCCCCGACUGUGUUGCAUACUCCGGCUUCUCCACAAUGAGGAUGCCAGCGUACUUCUACUACAACGGUACGUGUCCGGGCAACCCGGGAGUACAGAACCAGAUCAAGCAGAACUUCAUCAAGGCUGUUUCCAGCUCCCUCAAGUACGGCUUUGAAUCUUGCACAAAUGUUAAAGCUUGCCAACCAGACAACGUCCAGGUAAUCUGCGGUAAAGUCACUCGAGAUCUGAGCGGACCAGGAUCCAAAGACUCUCUCACAAUCAAGUUUGAUGUCGUUGUUGCCUACGAUGACAGCAAGGGUUCUGGGCCUAGUGCACUGGGCUUCAACGAUCAGAGACUUCACACGGUGGCUGCCAAACUGCAGACGGUGGCUCAGACUAACUCUCUUGGACUUGACAAGUUUGGACUAAAGCUUGAUAAAGCUAACGUGGAGCCACAGACAGCCUCUCUAGAUUGUCCCACAGGGAAGAUGCCGGACAUGGCUAAAGGAAUAUGUGUUGGAUGCCCGAGGGGUUCACACCUCGACUCCAGCACGAAGACAUGCGUGGACUGCCCGGUCGGCAGCUAUCAGGACCGAGAUAGUAGCGCCACCUGCCUGACAUGCCCGGAUGGGAUGUCCACGGCCACUUCUGGAUCUAAAAACAUGUCAGAUUGCAAAGGUAUCUGUCAACCGGGCUUUAUCUCCCCUGAUGGCCUUGAACCAUGCAACGCCUGUCCAAUGGGGACGUUCCAAGGAAUGCCAAGAAAUCAACAUUGUUCUGCUUGCCCAAAAGGGCAGAUAACUCGGUCAACCGCGGCAACUGCUCACGAAGACUGCAUAGACUUUGACCUGUCCCUGCAAGCCAACGGUGUGGCGAUAUUCAAGGCACAGCCCCAGCCUCUCAGUCAGCUGACAUUUGCCAUGUGGCUAUAUCUGUACGACACCGUCACGGAGUCCUUCGACAUCGCCACCUGGCAAGAUCCUUUCACAAUGAAGACGUCUUUCGCUCUUGUUCUGAAGAAAUCUCUUGAACUUAUUGCAGGAAGGUCGUCUGCAGUUACCGAUGUCGGACUACCGGCCAGACAGUGGACACACGUGGCCCUACAGGCGGACAGCCAAUCAGGAGUUGUCAGCUUGUACGUCAAUGGAAAGCUGGCGGGGACACCAAACAUGACACUGUCAGGAGCCUUAAUUCCUGCCGGCCACAGCCUCACCAUCAGAACCAGCAACAACGUGCCUGCUGUGCUGUCCCAAGUGAUGGUUUACGACACGGUGGUCCCGACUACAACCAUCUCCCACCUGGCUGCCUCCUGCUCCACACACGACACAAACUACAUCAUUGACCAGACCGAUCUCACCGACCUCUCCGACGGCGUCAACCACGUCAUCCCUAGCGUCUGUGGAGAAUAUCUCCAGUAAGCAGCAGCACGCCCAGAUGGACCUGGAUCUUCCUCGCCUGUAAUUACAGACGCAAUAAAAAGUGU
Messenger RNA from Haliotis rubra (blacklip abalone), 4670 nucleotides. RefSeq lists its product as uncharacterized. The transcript is spliced from 29 exons. Lineage: Eukaryota; Metazoa; Mollusca; Gastropoda; Lepetellida; Haliotidae. Gene Ontology annotation, biological process: sodium ion transmembrane transport. Gene Ontology annotation, cellular component: membrane. The record is from RefSeq and is a predicted model, not a curated record. The coding region runs from base 1 to 4605 and encodes 1534 amino acids.